AUAAGCCUGACAGCCCUCGUAUUUAGCCGAGGCGCCUCCCUGCUAUUGGCUCAGUGUAAUGAAGCGGCGUAACCCCCCAGUAUAUCAGCGCCCAGCGUGUCACAGGCGCCGCACUGGCAGCAGCAGCAGUAGUGGGACGGCAGCAGCAGCACUGGCGGCAGCAGGCGGAGAGCUCCCCGGGCAGACGAGGACUCCCCCCGCACACAGAGCACGGACCCCGCAUGAGGAGCAUCCCGGCGACAUGGAGUGUUACUACAUAGUGAUCAGCUCCUCGCACCAGAGCAAGGGACACUGCCGCAACAUCAAAGGAGUUUUCAGAGGACCCCUCACUGGCAGCAAAACUCUGGACUUGUCUGAAAAGGAGAACACAAGGCAAAAUGCACUGGAAUCUCUGAAAGCAAAUUUCUACUGCGAGUUAUGUGACAAGCAAUAUUAUAAGCACCAAGAAUUUGAUAAUCAUAUUAAUUCCUAUGAUCACGCACACAAGCAGAGGCUUAAGGAGCUGAAACAGAGGGAAUUCUCUCGAAAUGUAUCAUCAAAAUUAAGAAGAAAUGAAAGAAAGCAAAAAAAGUAUCUGCAAAGGUUCCGCAAGUCGUCUGAUUAUAAAAGACAAACAACUUGUGCUCCAGGAAGUGGUCCCAUGUUCAAAUCAACAACGGUGACUGUUCAUGAUCAUGUACACGGGAGUCUUCAAAGCACUAUUGUCCACUCUGCGGAAAGUGACAACCCACAGCUGACCUCCCUCACAAGUAUUCAUAAUGACACAAAUAUAGCAUCUAUCCUUUUGUCAAGUUCUGAGAGCUCACAAACUGAUAACCAAAACCAUCAUAAGCACAUUCAAAAAGACAACAAACAUAAAAUAAGUUUCUCCUUUGCAUUUCCCAAAAAGACCCCGGUUAAGCUUGAAGCUUCAGCUGCGGUUUUCUAUGAGUUCAACGAAGACAAUUCGGGUGGUCAUGGCUUGGAAAAGAGAAGUGGAUUUGUGCCUAGGUCAUUUAGUGUUCACUCUCCUUUGCCUAUAAAUGCAACUUCAUACCUAAAUUGUGAUGAGAAAUCUUUGACAAUGCCUGAAAAGCAACCAUCUACAAUAUAUGCUCCUCAGGAGCCAAAUCAGAAACAAUCGCAUGAAAGUGAGAUGAGAUCUAAAUUAUCCUCCGAUGUUUGUCAGGUUAAAGUGCCUUUAGACUGUGAUGCUCAAGCACAACCUUCAAAAACAGAUACAUUCACUGAUUUGGAACCAAGUGUGGGUGAACAUCAGGUUGAUGAUGAGCAACUGUCAGUAGGAUACCAAAAGUUGGAUACCGAUCUCCUGGAAGAAACAAGUAGUGAUAUUCAUGUUGACCAAGCGAUAUUAGGCGGUGAUGAUGCAGGAAGUAAACCUCAUGAAAGUCCUACAGACAAUGUUUUUGACAUCCUUUUAUCAUCAAAUGAGGAUGAAAGAUUAACGCAAAUGAAUGAGAUGCCACAUAUGAGGCCAAAUGAGGCAUUUCAUCCCGUGCAAAGAAGAGAUGGCUCAAAAGUUCUUCAAUGGCCUUCUGAGAUGAUGAAGUACACCUACACGCAACCGUCAGUCUCAUACAGCUGUAACCCUCUACAUUUCGACUUUAGGUCAUCCAAAGCAAUAGAUCACAAAAAUCAACAGAUUUGCCAGAGCAACAAUUUGCCAAACCAGUCUAGAGAAUAUUGCCCAAAUACAGUUGACAGUGCCAGUCGUAGAUUGAGUUGUGACUCUGUUGUUACAGAGGUCAAUAACGACACAAUACACACAUGUUCUAAUAUGACAAAUACUCCAGGCAAUCUGAAAUGUUACAGUGUAAUCUGCAGUAUUAAAGAGGAUCAAAAGCACAACAUUUCAAGGUACCUUAUGGAUGAUGAUUAUGAAUUUGAAAAGAGAAAAAGUCACAAAAAGUCUUGCAGUACAAAGCAAAAAGGAAGUAGACGAAGGAAAUGCAAGUAUAAAGUAAAAGUAAGAAGAGGGUCCACACAAAGGCAACGUUGUUAUAUAAAUGGAGAUGCUCAAAGAGUCUCGAAAAAUUUACAACAACAUGUUAGAUCAAAAGACUUAUUUUGCUCAUUAAAAAAAUUUACAUUUUCCCGUCAGCUGCCACAUGCUGGGACACAGCACAAAGAAAGAGAAUUGUUAAGAAGACCAACACUGCAGAUCAAACGAGAAUGUGCGGUUUGGAACAUAGAUCAUGAAAGGGGGUUUGCCAAUCAAAUAGAAAACGAACACAGCAAGUACACAGGGUCUUUUAAUUACCAAUCAAAACUCUUGCAACUAAAUCAUUGCUCUCAAAACAUAGCUUAUUCUAAAACAAUUUGUAGCUGGAGUUCUGACAAAAUAGGCUCUAAUGAAAAACAUGAAACAUUUUUAAACCAUAGUUGUACUUUCAAAAGAACACGUCGAUCUGUCGUUGAUGAAAUUGAGAUGUCCUUUAAGAGACCCCGGCUCUGUAAAAAUGUAUCAUCUUCUCGACUGGUUGUUUUCCCAGAACAAAACAUUUCAACUGUGUCUAAGCCCAUUAGUCUAAAAAAUGUUCAAGCAGUUAAUGAAAGGAAAGGUAACAAUGCAAGAAAAAACUUACACUGCAAACUACCUGAACAUAAAUCUUCUUCCUACGAAACAGAGGAAUGUCUGUCCCACAACUACUAUGAGCUAGAUAAAGAGUCUCUAAAGGCAAAUGAUUUCCUUGAGAAAAUAGAAAAGAUAAAGCAAGUCGUAGAAAAUAAAUUAGACCAAUUAUGUAAGAGUUUGCUUGAUUUAAAGCAGGACAGUCAAACUCCAUUUUGUUCAGCUGGGAAAAGCAUCACUCAUGCGACUGAUGAAGGCAAUUCCCUCACAGUAACAGACUGUGAACCAACGGAAUCCCUCCUACAAUGUGACUCUGAGCUAACGCAACAGUACAGAAGUCGCUCAGCAUCACCGUUGAGACAAGCUUGCAACAAGCAAAGGAAAAAUGUUGUGCAAGUUAAUUCACAUGCUAGAGAAAUCCAAACAUCACCAGCAAAAGAACCACACGUACACACCAAAACAUCUAUUACAGAGCAGCUGCUGUCUCAUGUAACCCAUCCUUGCCAACAGACCCAUCUUCCAGAGAUAUAUUCUAAGAAACUUCAACAUCAUCAAAAGGUUGGAUAUGGUCCAAAUCCUCAGCCUAAUGUACUUCCCAGCAGGUUUAAAUUAAUAAUUCCUACAGGAACAAUCCAGACUUAUGCUACAGUAUAUCCAGUACCCUUAGAGCCACAUUUCUGUUCUGCCUCCGUAUCUAGCUUACAGCACAGAGUACCACAGCAGCUAGCGGUUCCAUUUGUAGCUGCCUCUGUUGGUAGAGUUACAUUUAUUGGUCCUCAACAGCCAUUUCUGUGUCCACAAACGCAAAGCAUCUCAAGAACUCCAUUCUAUCAAAUAACAAUGGAACCAGGCUUGUGUGCGGAAGAUACAUUUCCCUCUUCACCCCAAGUACCCAUGGUGGCAAAUUCUGUCCUGUGCCAUAUCCCUGUGCCUAUUCCACAUGUUCCCCAUACAAUAAUUUUUACACCUAUACACUCACAGCUGCCGUCUCUAAUUCCUUUACAUUCUCUUUUCUAAAGUGAAAUAUAUGCCCUCAAGUUAAGUAAAAGAGCAUCAUUCCAAAAAUAUUGGUCAACUUCAAACCUUCUAAAGAGGACUAGAGGAGAAGUUGCCGAUGGCAACCAAUCACUUUCUAGAUAUCAUUUAUUAAGUACAUCCUAUAAACAGAGCUGGAAGCUCAUAGGUUCAUAUGUGCAACGUCUUCCCCUAUCCUCUUUGGAAGGUUUGAUACAUCUCCCCCUAAUUACACUUGAUUACUACAAGAAAUGGACCAGGCAAGGGCAGAUCCCAUGUAUGAGAAGUCCCAAUAACUAUACCACAUGAUAAAGUAAGAGGAAAGCAACCCAACUUCGCCAAGGCUGAAAACUGCUGUACAACAGCACAAUAGCCAUAAUCUAUGCAAUUUGUGUAACUGGGCAAAGGUUAUGCUGUAAUCAAUAGUAACCAAUUAUAUUCUACAUCUGUUUUGUCUAGUACAAACUUGACUGCAAUAGGUUAUAGCACAUUUUUUAUGUGUCCUGUGUGCCGGUUUUGAUAACUGUCCCCCAAUGUGUUCUGUGUUCUUUCUGUAUUUUACAAAAUAAAUUAGGGAUUUCACGUAGUACCCCCACAUGAGAUCAAGUUUCCCAUGAAGACCCAUGUAUAGUGUUGCAUUAAUAUUUGCUGCCAGAACUCAUCCAUCACGUUUAGUUAAUGUGUGUCAGAGACUUAGGUAAGUACCACUGACCUGUAGAAGACCAUCACUUAAAACUGUUGUUUUUAGAUGUUUUGGCACUACCACAUCGUUCCCAGGCCCGUGAGUUCCUAAUUCACACCUCACCCUUGAUCUGCUCUCCAGGGAUUGAAGAAGAAUUUUGCAUGAAUACAACCAGAAGAAAAAAUGUAUCCAAAAUGCUAGGGGGCUCUUUAAUUAAAGUAUCUUCAUUGUUUAGCUAUGUGUAACAUCACAAUGUACUGUUAUCUUUUAUAUUUGGGUAUAAUGAAUUAUGAUACAAAAUAGACACUUGCUGUUUAUGGUACAUGACACGUGUUUUGUAUUUGCUGAAACCACAGUUGUCAUUGAUCAUAUUUUAAAGGUUGGUUCCACCUUUUAGCGUGACAAAAUAUCCAACAAUCAAUCUUCCUGUUACCCCUUAUCUGGACUGUGGAGGUCUUUAAACUCUAGCACCCACAUUCUUUGUCUGGAGGGGUCCCUAAUGAUAGUGGGCCCCAACAAACUAGGGCCCAAUUUGGAGUAGUCAUAAAAACAACCCUGGUUCAGCCUUACCCACUAUCCUAAUCAUCGCAAUUUUGGGGCAUCAAUACAAUAUAACAAAUGUGCAGCAAUGUUAUCAUAGAGGAGGGGGAUGGGGCAACAUAGGGAUGUGUUUGAAAUAUAUUCCAGCAAUGAAGACGGUAAAGGUGUAACAAUGAAGAUGAUGGGUAGUUUAUAGGCUUGUCUAUCCAAAUGAUGAAUUUAUACUGUACUUCAAAGAAGUACCAUGUCUGGAAUACUAACAUGGGUCUACAAUAGUGUGCUUGUUUUUGGGUUUUAUAGAUUCUGUCAGUGCCGGAUUAAACCCUGAGGCCCCUAGGUAGUCGAAAUCUCGGGGCCCCCUCCCAAAUUAUUUCCUAAGACGUUUUUAAUUUUACCAACCCACAGUCUACGAUCUGGAAACUAAUUUGAAUGUGAAGCCUACGGGUUAUAUACUUUAAGUUGGCACAUUACAUGAAUACAGUAUUUCACUAUAGAGUCUUUAAAGUUUAAAGUGGACGGAGAUAAAAUACCAGCCAACCAGCUCCUAUCUGUCAUUUUUCAAAUCCAGCCUGUAACAUGGCAGUUAGGAGCUGAUUGGCUGGUACUUUAUCUCUCUCCAAUUUAUCUCCAUGCAACUUCUUUGAGUUGAUUAAUUUUUUUCUAUCAUUUAGAAACAAUUUAAAAAAGAGUGAUUGUAAUUUUCUUUCAAGAUCAAAUCAAUAUUAUUUUGAUCCAUUGUCCUGGGGCUCCUUAGGUGGGUGCCUACUCUGUCUACUUGGUAAUCCGGCACUGGAUUCAAUGCAUUUUUUACAUGCAAUUAUAUGAAGUUUCUUUACGAGGGCGAUACGGAUGGCAUAAACUCAAAAUAUAUGAAUAAUAAUAAAAAAUUAUUUAUAGAAAAUAUGUGUCUUUUACAAACAUAUUCCUUUCAUUUUGUUAAGAAAUGUACACUUAUUUUACGCUUAGAUAUUUGCACUGCAUUUUGUACCAUUUUUUUAUGAAAUUGUUAAAUGACUGUUGAAUCAUCUUGCAAAACACUUGCGCUCAUUUACUAACAUUGCAUUCAGUUGCAGAAUUUGCACCAAAUCACCAUAACUCAUUAGCAAUUGGGCCUGUAUCUGUCUAGUGCAAGUUAGACCAUGAAACAGCAUAUCCAGGUAACUGCUAUGGUUCGGUGCAUGUUUUGCAUGUAAGUGCAGUGUUAGUAAAUGAGCCUCAUUGUGUAAACUGUUAAUAUAUGACAACAAAUAAAUGCAUUGAUUUUACAUAA
Molecule: messenger RNA, 6078 nt
Organism: Pseudophryne corroboree (corroboree frog)
Lineage: Eukaryota; Metazoa; Chordata; Amphibia; Anura; Myobatrachidae
Gene: ZNF804A
Product: zinc finger protein 804A
Exons: 4
Coding region: 59-3589 (1176 amino acids)
Cellular component (GO): nucleus
Source: RefSeq, a predicted model, not a curated record